AUGACAGAAACUUCUAAAUCUCCACCAUACUCUCUUUUUGAUGUAGUUGAUAAAUGUGACACUUAUCCUUAUCCUGGUAGCACUUAUGAUUCAAGUUCUGAGCCGUCAAAUAACAAUAUUCCGUUUCUCCUAGAUAAUGAUAUCAAAGUAGGCCUUCUUCUCCCUUCAACUGUAAAAGUAUUAAUAGAAUAUAAUAAUCACUUCAAAAAACCAAAACCAUUUAUUAUAGAGAAUAAAUUUGUCAAAUUUGCUUCACAUUUAAAUACAUUCGAAUUAAGAACAGAAGUUGUUAAACAACUCUUUGAUAAAUGGAGGGAGGAGAAGACCUUUCCAGCUCUGUCAGGUUGGCGUGACGAGUUAUAUCCUAUAUACGGAGAUCCAAAUAAUCCAUCAGGUGUUGCAUUUGUCAUGGAACGUUGUGCGACUCCGUUAUUUGGGGUGUUGACCUUUGGAGUUCAUUUGAAUGGAUUCAUUAGGACUGAACAAGGUGAACUAAAAAUGUGGAUAGCAAAACGCGCAAAGACGAAACCCACUUGGCCCGGUUGGUUAGAUAAUACCGUAGCAGGUGGAAUUCCAUAUACGUUAAGUGUGACAGAAUCAGCCAUUAAAGAAUCAAUGGAAGAAGCGAGUUUACCUGCAGAGGUCGCAGAGAAAGCUCUUCCUACGGGUGCGAUUUCUUAUUUUAUAGAAACACAAAAUGGAUUACAACCUGAAGUUCAGUAUGUUUAUGAUCUUGAACUCCCUCUUGAUGUGGAACCAAAGCCCUUAGAUGGCGAAGUCGAAUGCUUUUAUUUAUGGGAUAUGGAUGAGCUUAUUAAACAUAUUAAAGCGGGUGAAUUCAAACCCAAUUGCGCUUGUGAUCGAUUUUCUGAUUCGACAUUCGAUUGUUAA
Funneliformis mosseae is the source of this 891-nucleotide messenger RNA. NCBI's taxonomy places the organism in Eukaryota, Fungi, Glomeromycota, Glomeromycetes, Glomerales, Glomeraceae. The record is from the annotation of a GenBank genome assembly.